Molecule: messenger RNA, 3680 nt
Organism: Ctenopharyngodon idella (grass carp)
Lineage: Eukaryota; Metazoa; Chordata; Actinopteri; Cypriniformes; Xenocyprididae
Product: gastrula zinc finger protein XlCGF52.1-like
Exons: 4
Coding region: 2406-3680 (424 amino acids)
Biological process (GO): negative regulation of transcription by RNA polymerase II; regulation of immune system process; regulation of cytokine production
Source: RefSeq, a predicted model, not a curated record
UUAUAAUUAAAUAGUUAAGGUCACAGAGAAAGUGGUUUAAUUUGGGCAAUGUUGAAGAAAAUUUACAUUUAUGAAUGUAAUAUUUUGCCACUAAAAUAACUAAAUUUCCUAUAUAUUCUAUAUUUUGUUUACAAUGUGAAAAAUAACAGAAUAUAUCACACAUAGUUAAAUCAAUGACCAAAUUAAUUAAAAAUACUUUUGCAAGGAAGCAUUAAAUUUCUUCGCAAACCUUCCAUCAAUUGGCCUUUUUGUUCUACACCUUCACCAUUACACUGACUCAGUUGAUUAAGUAAACAAAUUAGAUUUCGAAGCCAAAAAAUUUGACAGAUCGGACCAAAAUUCUUUAACAAGGGGGCAUUUGAAGAAAAGAUCAAUUGACUCAAUACUAGACUUACAAAAAUUACAAUUCAAACUAGUGUUACUAAAUUUAGAAAUAAUUUCAUUAGUGGGGUAUAUAUUGUGCAAAAUUUUUAAAUGUAGUUCUUUAACUUUGACUCAAAUGUUUCUAAACUUAAAACGCCCGUUUGCAUUUGUAUUGCUUUACCACUUACACAAUUAUUUUAAGUAUAUAUCAUUUAUUUACAAUACGCAUGGUUUUUAAUUAUAUUUUUGGGGGGGAACAGCACUCAGAUGGUCCUAACUAGUGUUAACAAGAUUUUAAUAAUCUAUUAGUAAAUGUUGAAAUAAGAUUAGAUUAGAUGGAAAAGAUUAAUAAAUGCUGUAAGUGCAGUUCAUUAUUAGUUCAUGUUAACUAAUGUAGUUAACUAAUGUUAACUAAUGAACCUUACUGUAAACUUACCAAUAAUUGUAAUAUAUUCAUUGAAUUGGGUGCAUCUAAAAGGAGAGUAAACAGUGCGCAAAGUUUCAUGCAAGCUGUUGAGGUGAAUGCAGGUAAAAACAAAUCUCUGCAGUCAGACAGAAAUAAAAUGUUGGCAGAGAUAACAUUAUAUAAGAUGGUGAAUAAUUAAAGUUAUAUGUUAAGCUCGUUGUCGAGCACAUUAAGUGUAUGGUAUUUGUUGUGUUUCUAUUUUUGUAUUCUUUUGUUUAUUUUUGCAUAAGUCUUUUGACAGUUGAGCUGCAUUUCAUGUCUGAUCGGUGUCUUUUCAUGUGUCUCCAGGUAUGAUGUACUAAUGUUUGAACAAGGUUAUGUUUUUCUGUGUUCUAAAAACAAGUAAGAGACUGAGCUCAUUAUGGAAAAGCUGGUUUAUUGCAAGUUAAAUCGGAAGUUUCAUGCAAGCUGUUGAGUUGAAUGUUUUGUGACAGUACAGACAUGAAAUGCAGCUCAUUCGGUGUCUUUUCUUUUUCAAGUGAGUAAACGAAUCAGAGGGGUUACGCUAAACCUCACUCCCCUGAUCUCAAGACGAGAUCUAGCGACCGAUGCUAGAGGCUGCAGUCUUUAGCCUGGUAACACACACACAGACAUUUGGGUUGUAUUGCUCUGGAACAGUGCUGUAAAUAAAUCUUAACCACUGUUUCCUAAUUGCAUCCACUUUCGGAAGGCCAAAUACAGCAAUAACAACCACUCGACAAAAUGGCUACUGACAACUGAAGCCACUCCUCCAUUUGGGCAGCAUUAUACAAAUAUUUCCACUGAGUAACUUAGGUAUGUGAGGGAGAAUUCGAUCGAUGUGUUUUAGCUAGGUCUGGAUCUGCCUUCUCUUUUAGGUGGAAUAAAUAUUUUUUGUGGGAGACUUUGUAACUUUGCACAUCUUAUACAUGCUCAAAUAGCACAAAAUACAUGUACAAUUUUAUUCUUCUUGUUGAAUGAGCUGCUGAAAACACUCUUUAUUUCAUGUCAAUAGUUCCUGUUUUCACCUCAUUUAUUAUGCUGAUGUAUUCAGAUCUGCUGUAAAUUGACACUUAAAGCUAAUUUCAUUGGUGUCAACAGACUGAGGGGAUUUGUUGACUACAAAUAUGUACAUUUAUUUCUGUCAUGAUGCUUUCAACUGUUUUUCUGGCCAUUAUUAAUAUUCGGAAGAAUUUACAUUACAAUUUUUUUCAUUAUUUUAUGUAUUUCUACAUGUCUGCUUAUAAUUUAAUAAAGAAGCAGAAUAAUGUCAGGCUUAGAAAUGAAAUACAUUUGUGAAUUAGCAUCAGUUACUUUACAAUAGACAGAUAUAAAUGCUUAGAUGUGUCAAUUAGUAACAAAACAAACUCAGUAACUGAUAUAUUUGUGAUUUUGGCAGAUCAGCUCCUCCCACAAAAGAAUUCAUCAUCAGUGAAGCCCCUCCCACAACAGUCACAUCCUCGGUGAAGCUCCUCCCACAACAAUCACAUCAUCAGUGAAGCUCCUCCCACAGCAGUUCUCCAAUAAAUGCUGGAAUAUUCCCAUCAGACGAGCAUCAGAGCAUCAGGAAGAGCUGAAAUCUGCAAAGACUGAGUUUAUUAAAGAGGACAGUAAGAACAUGAGUGAUCCAGAACCCUGCAGAAUGAAACACACUGAAGAUACUGAAGAACAAAGAGACCUGAUGGAAGAGAGUGAAGAACUGAGUGAAGUGGAGGAGAAACAUCAUGACAAACCUGGAGAAAAACCUUUGAGUCGCUCAAAGAAUAAAAAGACAUUUUUAAAGAAAAAAAGAGCUAAGAAAUCUUUCACCUGCACUCAGUGUGGAAAGAGUUUCCCAUAUGAGAAACAUCUUGAGAUUCACAUGAGAGUUCAUACUGGAGAAAAACCGUUUACAUGCACUCAGUGCGGGAAGAGUUACAUGCGAUCAUCACACCUUAACAGGCACAUGAUGAUCCACAACGGAGAGAAGCCGUUCACAUGUGAUCAAUGUGGAAAGAGUUUCUCAGAAAAACGAAAUCUUGAAAUUCACACAAGAAUUCAUACCGGAGAGAAUCCGUUCACAUGUAAUCAGUGUGGAAAGAGUUUCUCAGAAAAACGAAAUCUUGAAAUUCACACAAGAAUUCAUACUGGAGAGAAGCCGUUCACAUGUGAUCAGUGUGGGAAAAAAUUUCUUAGAGCAUCAGUCCUGAAGAGACACCUGACAGUUCAUAUGAAGGAGAAGCCACAUUCAUGUUCUGUGUGUGGAAAGAGUUUUUCACAUCCUAAAAAACUGAAAGAACAUCAGAAAAUUCAUACUGAUGUGAGAGAGUACAUGUGCUUUGGGUGUGAGAAGACUUUUACUACAGCACACUGUUUAAAACAGCACCAGAUAAUCCACACUGGAGAGAAACCUUACAAGUGUUCACACUGUGACAAGAGAUUCAAUCGGUCAGGAAGCCUGAAAGCACAUGAGAUGAUCCACACUGGAGAAAAACCUUUCAAGUGUUCGUACUGCAACAAGAGCUUCAGUCUGUCAUCACAUCUGAAAAGACAUGAGACAAUCCACACCGGAGAGAAACCUUACAAGUGUUCCCACUGUGACAAGAGAUUUAAUCUGUCAUCAUGUCUGAAAAGACACGAGAUGAUCCACACUGGAGAGAAGCCACACACAUGUGAUCAGUGUGGAAAGAGUUUUGCUUUUAAAAGCUACCUUAGGCUACACAUGAGGACCCAUGCAGUGCAUAAAAUAUAUCACUGCUAUCUAUGUGGGGAGAAUUUUCCACAGUUAUCUUCUUUAUUCACUCAUACGAAGAACAAUCACAGUCUGAAGUCACGAACUACCAAAAAGCAUCUGGAAGAAGAGGACAGUGGGAACAUGAGUGAUCCAGGACCCUGCAGAAGAGGUAAUGAUUAA